Strongylocentrotus purpuratus (purple sea urchin) is the source of this 5305-nucleotide messenger RNA. It is a transcript of the gene ppp5c, whose product is annotated as serine/threonine-protein phosphatase 5. The transcript has 12 exons. Gene Ontology annotation, cellular component: nucleus; cytosol. Gene Ontology annotation, molecular function: protein binding; protein serine/threonine phosphatase activity. Bases 270 to 1772 code for a protein of 500 amino acids. The record is from RefSeq and is a predicted model, not a curated record. NCBI's taxonomy places the organism in Eukaryota, Metazoa, Echinodermata, Echinoidea, Camarodonta, Strongylocentrotidae.
UUCAUGUAAAUAACCAGGGGAAUUUCAUAAUCCGCCGCUGCGUUUCGCCACGGAAUUUGGAUUACCAAGAUGGCAGUUCUGUCCACCAAAUAUUUCCGCAAGGCUUAUCUUCCAGACAUCAAUAACUAAUUCAGUGAUGCGCAUGCGAAUUCGAAUGCAUUCAUGCAGUGUGCAUGUCCUCUCUAUAGCUCUCGAUCUCACGUGGAUAUCACACAAAAGUAUAGUACGCACAACACAGGGCCAGAUUACGUACGAGCGGACAAGUCGAGAUGGCAGGCACCGGUGAUUCUUCGAAAAUAAAUGUGAUUCCUGACAUAAAAAUAGACAAACCAGUGAUAAGUGAGGUAGACAGAGAGAAAGCAGAGGCACUCAAAGACAAGGCUAAUACAUAUUUUAAAGCUCAAGAUUUUCAACAAGCGAUCACUUAUUACUCUGAGGCAUUAGAGAUCAACCCUACAGUAGCUGCUUUCCAUGGUAAUAGGAGUUUUGCUUACCUCAAGACAGAAUGCUUUGGAUCAGCGUUAGAAGAUGCAAGCAAGGCCUUGGAACUAGACAAGUCAUAUAUCAAGGGAUACUACAGGAGGGCUACAGCUAACAUGGCUUUAGGCAAGAUCAAGAUAGCACUCAAGGACUAUGAAAUGGUGGUUAAGUACAGACCGAAUGAUAAGGAUGCUAAAACCAAGUAUACAGAGUGCAGUAAACUGGUCAAGCAACAGGCCUUUGAGAGGGCAAUCAGAGGGCAUACUGAGGAGAAGAAGUCUGUCAUAGAUACUAUCAAUCUAGAAAACAUGAUCAUUGAAGGUGAUUAUGAAGGACCAGCUCUAGAAAAUGACAAAGUAACCAAAGAUUUCAUGGUGAAACUCUUACAACACUUCAAAGAUGAGAAGGCUCUUCACAGAAAGUUUGCUUAUACGAUGUUAGUACAAAUCCUGGCCAUGUUUAAGAAGUUACCUAGCUUAUGUGAUAUCACUAUACCAGAAGGCAAGAAGUUCACAAUAUGUGGAGACAUCCAUGGACAGUUCUAUGAUCUACUCAAUAUAUUUGAGAUCAAUGGCUUACCAUCAGAAGAUAAUCCAUAUCUAUUCAAUGGUGACUUUGUAGACAGGGGGUCCUUCUCAGUAGAAGUUAUUCUCACAUUAUUUGGUUUCAAGCUGCUCUACCCAGAUCACUUUCAUUUAUCAAGAGGUAACCAUGAGAGUGACACAAUGAAUCAGAUGUAUGGUUUCUAUGGUGAAGUGAGAUCAAAGUACACCAAUCAAAUGGCUGAUCUCUUUCAAGAAGUCUAUAAUUGGCUACCUCUAGCACAGCUCAUCAAUAAAAAAGUCAUGGUAAUGCAUGGAGGGCUAUUCAGUCAAGAUAAUGUAACGAUAGAUGACCUGAGAAUUAUUGAUAGGAAUAGACAACCUCCUGAAUCAGGUUUGAUGUGUGAAUUACUGUGGUCAGACCCUCAGCCUAGACCAGGUAGGUCUCCUAGUAAGAGAGGUGUUGGGAUCCAGUUUGGACCAGAUGUCACCAAGAAGUUCCUGGAACAUAACAACCUAGAGUACAUCGUCAGGAGUCAUGAAGUCAAGAAUGAGGGCUAUGAAGUCACCCAUGAUGGGAAGUGCAUUACAGUGUUUUCAGCUCCUAACUACUGCGAUCAAAUUGGCAACAAGGGGGCUUUCAUCAAUCUAGGCGCAGACCUCAAACCAAACUUCAAGACUUAUGAAGCAGUGCCUCAUCCUAACGUGAGACCGAUGGCCUAUGCAAAUUCUAUGUUUGGCUUCAUGUGAUGAUAAAUUGACUCCUAGUCAAAGACAGUGUGUGUGUGUGGAUUCUUAUAGUAGCACAGAGAUAACCCUGCCAGCUGAACCCUGUCAACAUAUACCGUUAACCUGAAGUUAUUGGAUUCCCUGCAAGGCCUGCAUCAUAUGGAUGAAGGAUGCUUCACAAACAAAAACAUUAUAGAUGCUCCCAUCAUCAUUUGUCCAAUGUCAGCAACAUUUCCUCUUAAUGUUAGAUUACCAAAAUUAGAUUCAAUGGAUCAUACAGAAUAUUACACCCUUAGUGCCAAUACCAAGCAUGGAGGAUUUCAGGAGAAACCCCCAAUGGAAAAUUGUCCCUAACAAGUAACUUGUAAUGGGUAAUAAAUAUAUCAGUGCAUACUUUCAAGCUGCAAAAUUGAUGUAGUCCUCUUAAACCACCCACUUGGAUGUAGUCUGACCAGAAGGUCAGCAGUAGCUCAUCACUGUAGGUUAAGUAAUGAAUUUAUAUCCUCCGGUAUGUAAUGAAGAUUUCACGAUAGUCAAGAUAGGGUGUAAAGAGAAGAUUGUUAAAAACUUAAUAUCAACUUUUAAUCAGACGGGCCCAGAGCUAUCGAACUACAGAAACAAAGAAAUUGGGCCAGUCAAAUUAUCAUUUUGUAAUGAAACUUUGUUAUAAUGGUGUUCUUGGUAAUGAAAUUCCACUAUACUUCACAAUGCGACAUUAAUGUGAGUUGUUAUCAGCUAGAAUGUAGAUUUGUAAAUGGUGUGAAAUAGAGUCCAUCAUAGGUUCAACAGUGCUCGUCACUUAAUAUAGGGGCUCGGUAUACAGAUCGUCAUAUUCUCAAAAUGUAAACACCAGCCAGAUAUUCGCAGUCCAAAGUAAUUUCACUUUCACAAGAAAGGAUAAUCAUUCUACAGAGUUGAAUUGUCCUGGGGUGAUUGCCUCGCAGAUUACUUCUCAUACAUUAUUUGUUUUCUGUAAUAAGACAAUUAGGCAAUUACUUAAGAUGUAAUGAAACAUGAUAAGUGAGUAAAACAAUGCGGCCAACACACAAUUUGCUCCUCCUGUUACUUGUGUGGGAGAAUUGGAAUCUAUUGGCUUGAUAUCCUCCUAUAAUCAAUCACAUUGGAAUUAUAUUAAUCACAGUCUCUUUUUCAAAACAAGUCAGUCCCCUCCUGUACUAAUCAGUGAACACUGGAGCAGCAUUUCCCUGUUUUUAGACUGGUACUCCUGUAUAAUAUAGUUCAACCAAGGUUUAUGUUAAAACAGGCCAAGUCCUCCAUAUUGGUACAGUACUUGUAUACAUGGCAUUUAACUCCCUAUUAAUUAAUGAUGUACCUUAUUUACCCUUAUUUCAGAGCUUUCCCUGUACUUGUAAUAGAAUGUUCUGUCAUGCAGUGUUAAAGUAGUCCAUCAUCAGGGAUAUAGAUAUGAUUCAGCAACCCUCUAUUUUUGCAAGUUAUUUUUUACAAGAUGUUUUGGCCUUGCUCUAUGCUAGAACUAGUAUGCCUCUUUACUUUGGCAUUUCUAGAUCAUGCUGUUUGCUUGGAUAUUACAAGCAUUCCAAAUCCAAUCCAUUUAACUUCUUUAACUGUCUGCAGGGAAAUUGGUAAGAACUUGAGUGAAAUACUGGAAAUCCUGAUUUUACCUGACCACAAAAUAGUUUCUUUCUACAUGCUUUUGAGCAUUCAAAACAUGGAAGCAAAUUGUAAACAAUGGAAUACAUGUAUAAAAGAUUAGAAGCUCAAUAUAAAUAAUCCUACUUCAUCAUAAUCUUUUAUUACACAUGCAGAUAUCGUUGAGGAGAUACUGCCCCAUUAUGAUGUCUUGUUUAUAUUCAUUUUUUGUUUUGCAAUCUCUUCAUAAUAGGUCAUUGGACUUUUGAUGUACAUUGUAUUUGCCUGGUUAAUCUUUAACCAACUACGAGCUCAUUCCUCAUAAUGUAAACAAUAUAUUUUUGACAUCAUAUGUAUCUAAGAGAUGACAAAAACUGACGCGAUGUGAUUUAUGCUAUAGAUGUUAUGUAUUUCAUGUUUUUUUAAAGUGAGGAAGAGACAGAGAAUGAGAAAGUUUUAUGUGUAUGUGAGUGUGCGAUUUUAUUGUAUUUAUGUGAAAUGAAACUAAGCUGCAUUUCUCUUGGCCUAAAGCUGGAUACUUUUGAGUGGAAAGUGAAUUUAAUGUAAAUCCUGAAAAACAAACUAGUGAAUAAUUGAUAAUGCUCAAGAGUGCUAGAGCUUUUAUUGAAUGUUUUAUAACAAAUAUUUUUGUUACAGAUUAUGUUAUAUUUUGAAUGUGUUUGACUGUCGGAUAAUAUAAAAGUAAAAUGGUGUUGUUGAACAAAACCAUUGUAGUAAUGAAAAUGUCCUUCAUUCAAAUAAUCAAUCAAAAUCUCCCUAAAGUUACAGUGCAAGUUUCAGAUGAAAACACGCUAUCAGCUGUUGUAAAAUUUGAUCUACAUUUCGUUCCUGUCUUCACAAAGUGACGGUAGUGAGGAAAAUCUGCACGCAAAUUGAAUGCGAUUUUCAUUCACUACCGUCACUUCGUGAAAAUAGGGACGAUUUAAUCAAUGAAGUCAAGCACAAAGCACCCUGAAAAAUAUUGACCCCAAAACAGUCAAAAUAUUUGUUAUCUUAGAAAUUGUCUUUUUUUUUUAAUGACAGCUACAUGGGCAAGAUUGUUAAAUAAUUAGCAAAAUAAGAUGACAUUGAAACUGAUGAUAAUAUUUCAAGUAGCAUGUUAACAGUGUAAUUAUCAUGUAAGAAAUCUGCCGUGAAGCACCAUCAUCAAUGGUGAUUGAAAAGGCAUAUUAAUCUUGAUUUAUUAUUGCAUCUUUCUGAAGCGUUAUUAGUUGCAGAUAGGUUGGGUUUUUCUUUUUAAUAAGGAUGUCCAGAUAACCAGGAAAUUGAAUUUUAUUAAAUGAUACUGCGAAGUGAGAGCAUGAGUCAAUUAUCAGGCACAUUCUGAGUCUUUCAAACAACAAAGUUUGUUUGUCCAUUACACUGAUUUCAAAGGAAGAAUAGAUGUAUUAGCAUAUUGAUCUCAAUACCCUCCUCAAUGGAUGAUAGCAGUAGCACACAAGAACAUCACAUUCAGGUUUAUUUCAUUGAUAUUAAUAUACCAGGGCACAUAUUGAAAGAUAUUAUAUAAGUUUUAGGUUCUUCAUUUCAACCCUUUUGUUGUGUUUAAAACCACUUAUUUAGUCAUGUAGAUACGACAGAAACCUUCAAAGUUUAAUAUGGAAAGAUUUCAUUAUCCAUGUUUUUCAUGUAUCUUGUCCUUCAUCAUAAUAAGUGUUGUGAAAAAAUCAAGCCCCUAAAAAUAAGUAAAUUGUCUUUUCUGCAUUGCAUGGUACGAUGUUUAAAUUGACAGUUCAGCCUAUAAAUUUUUACGAGAGUAGCAACCCUUGUUUUUACUUCCAAAUAAAAAGGCGGUAUGAUCUUUAUGAUACUGAUACAAUGUAUUGGUGGAAAAUGUCUGAUUAUGAAACACAAAAAGAGGUGGCCAUUUAAGACGAAUUUGUACAGUUUGAAAAAUAAAUUCAUAAUUUCUUUAUUUCAAA